Oncorhynchus masou masou (cherry salmon) is the source of this 4358-nucleotide messenger RNA. RefSeq names its product protein BTG1-like. Gene Ontology annotation, biological process: negative regulation of cell population proliferation; negative regulation of mitotic cell cycle. Gene Ontology annotation, cellular component: cytoplasm; nucleus. The transcript is spliced from 2 exons. The record is from RefSeq and is a predicted model, not a curated record. Bases 305 to 829 code for a protein of 174 amino acids. NCBI's taxonomy places the organism in Eukaryota, Metazoa, Chordata, Actinopteri, Salmoniformes, Salmonidae.
UUCCUCUAACACAUUCGUUCACUCUGGUGGAGUAAAGUGACAUUGAAAGGGUGCCUCAACGUGGCAUCCUAGAAAAAGACCCCUCUAUUUCCCAACAGCCGUCACCACACUGUACCGUCCUGGCACACGUAGUACCCUCCGAAACGUCCCUACCUCGACUAAUAAAUGACCAGCAUAGGCGCCAGAGAAAUAAAACAAGUGAAAGACACGGAUCAUUAUCCGAACGUGGAGAGAAAAACAACGAAUACUUUUCGGAAUCAUAUGAAGGAAAAGCGCACGAAUCGUCGUCGCAGUUGCCUUCUCAAUGCAUACCCUUUGUGCUCGGGGAACGAUGAAACCAGAGAUUAGCGCCGCGGUCGGGUUUCUGUCGAGAUUUCUGCGGAUAAAAGGACACGUAAAUGACAGACAGCUUCAAUCAUUCAGCGCAAGUUUACAGGAUAUUUUGUCAGAGCAAUACAAGCACCACUGGUUCCCCGACAGGCCAUGCAAGGGCUCGGGCUACCGCUGCAUCCGCAUCAACCACAAGAUGGAUCCCCUGGUGGGGCAGGCAGGCCAGCGCAUCGGCCUGACCAUCAAUCAGCUCUACCUGCUGCUGCCUAGUGAGCUCACCCUCUGGGUGGACCCCUUCGAGGUGUCCUACCGCAUCGGCGAGGACGGCUCCAUCUGCGUGCUCUACGAGUCCCAGCCGGUGGCCCCGGCGCCGUCGGGAGGCAGUGCGGUCAUCUCGACCCCCAUGGUGGACAGUCACAUCAGCUGCAAGGAGGCGGCGGGGAUGCUGGGCAGGACCAGCCCUUCCAAAGCCUACAACAUGAUGACUAUGUCCAGCUAAGGGCUGCCACCCGCCACGUCGGGUCGUGGGUUUCGCCCUAGUUGGUCGAUGGCGAACCUUUUUAAAGCUAAAAAGAAAUGAAAUGAAAAAGAGAAAAAAAGGAUCAGAAAAGGCAGAGGAUGUGGCCUAUCGUCCAGGUGAAACCUUGUAGGUUUGAUAUUUCUUUCUCCUCCCUCGCUCCAUAGUCUGUUAUGUUGUGUUGUGGGAUCUACCGGAGGCUUCGUUUUUUCCCCCGCGGAGAGGACUGUGUGGAGCGUGGAGCUGUUGGGGGCAGCUAAAACAAACCAAGAAACCAAACAGAAACAGCGCAGAGAAGGGGCUGCUUUUUGUUUUUGUUGUUUUUACACCUGUCUAUCAUUGUUGACUUUGCACUUUCUUCUCCACGUGGUUACAGUGGGUACCAUGUCACCACCCCCAUCACCCUCUCAAAAGAUUCAAGGAACUGCUGUCAAGAACCAUACUGUUGAAUUUCAGCCUUUUAUCUACUUCCUGUUGUUAUUGGGUGUACUUCCUGUCUAGGAAGGAAGUUAAGGGGCUGAGGUCCGGACUGUGCCUGUUUCUAGGUCAGUCUCUGGGGAAACGCUCGAAGUCAUUUUCUUCUAAAUCCCAGUUUUUGGACCAUAGGGUAUUUCUUUAACCCCAGAGGCUGCCCCAUAUACCAGCGUCGAGCUUCAGGAAGCCACUCCCCCUCCAUAUGGAAGUGCAGUGGAAUGCGCUGUGACACCUGUUGCUAAGGACAGUAAUGUGUCACAGCGCACCCCACCAACACCCCCAACCAUGUAUGUGUAGCUUUCUGGGGAGGGCUGGGUAUUUGCCCCCUCUCCUUCGAUGAAUGUUGGUUUGAAAUUCACAAUCAAGUUCUCGUUUUGUUUAUAUCCCUCCAUCCCCACCCUGACCUUUGGCCCUCUCCAAAUUCAAAGUGUAGCAUAGGUGGCACUAUAUUCUCACCGAAAUCUGGAUCAUUUGUUUUGGUUGUUGUGGCACUGUCAGAAGAAAUGACAUUGAAUGCACUUUUGACAUUUAGAUUGUGUGGGAUGUGUACUUCUAGAGAAAACCAUCUUCAUUCCAUUUGUUACAAUGUCAUCUUUCAUGAGUUCCUUUUCUUUUGUAAAUUACUCACAGCUCUUACGUCAGGCUAGACCCCACUCUAUAGAAUUGGGGAGAGUAACUGAAGGUUUUAAAAAGAUUUCACACUGUAAGCAUUUCAUUCAGAUCCGUUCAGGUUUUGGUAGGUAGGUGCGGUUGUGACAGGUUAGGCAUCUGUUGUCCGUUUGUAAGGCACUUUUCUCGGAAGCCCCCCUCCCCCAAUACACACACACACACAUAUACACACACACACACACAGAUGGCAAUUUGAGACACUUAUAGAACUCUGAUAGAUCUCUCUGCAGCUGUCGAGGGGUGUGUGAGUGUAGCCAAAGGGAAGUCUGUACGCCCCUGACUGGGUCCAUGCUUUCAACACCUCUCCUUUCUUCUGUCUCUCAGUUUGGAUGAGGGGUGCGUUGCCCAACGUAGGACUUCAAUGUUACACCUAUGAGCCAUUCUCUGGAGAACCGAGAGAGAACCAGCGUAAUGUUAGCCAGCCUGGUUCGAGGUGCUGCUGGACCCUCUCUGGAGGUGUGCCUGUCAGGGCAGACAGACACAAGAAGCCCCUCUGGUGCCACAUAUCACCCCCAGCCAGCUAACCAACCAGCCAACCCCCUCCCCCCAAUAGCAGUACGGAGCUAGCAGUAACACAUAUCACCUUUCCUCGCACCAGGGGAGGGAAUGGAGGUGGUGCGGGGGCCAGGGCCGGAUACUCUCGUCCAGGGCAGCUACAAUCCCUCCGGCCCCCUCUAAACUAACCUCCACCCAACCAACCCCCUCUUGGCGGUGGAGAGCAAAGCCAGCACAUGCACUCAGCGCACUCCGUCUGCACUGGGAGCCCACAUAGAGACAGGCAACAAAGAGGAGUCAAAGGAUAGGAAGUGACGGUACACAGUCCAAAUUUCUUUGUUUCUUAGGCUGAGCACUGAACUUGUUUACAUGGGUGCAAUAGGACGAUGGUGGUGUCAGUUGUCCUGUAGCUCACUCCUGGUUGGUCACGCUGCAGACAGACAGACAGACGAUGUGACAGGCUGUGGGGUUUCGGGGCUUUUAGCUGCUAAGCUGGCCAGGCUGGCACCAGCACAUCAGACCAACAUGUGCUGCUUUAAGCUCCCUAAGCACAGAGGAUCAUGGGUAAUGGAUCUGUGGUUGUUGAUGCACUGCACACCCUAUCCUCCCUCAUCCACCCCUCCUCCUCACUGUCCCCCCUCUCUCCAUUUCUCCUGGUGCUCCUUCAGCAAUCUGUGGAAAAAGCAGUGUCUCCACAUGAGCCAGAUGGACAUGUCUGAGAGUGUAGCCCAGAGCUUUGUUGUCGUGGUUGAAAACCAGCUUUUUAAAAACCUUGCAGCUCCUCUAUUACUUCGAUUCUGCCAGCUAUCGAUGUUGUUAUGAGAUUGGUCUGUGUUUCAGACGUAGCAAGUUGUCCCUCUUUUUGCUAUAUGUAUUUUAAAGUCACAUAGGUAGCAUCUCAUCCCCCACUUCCUUUCGCCCUAGUCUGAUCAUCUAUCCCGAUCAUCUAUUUGACUUCAUUUUUAGACCAAAAAGGAAACAAUGCCGAAAUGGUUUGAUCUCUUUCUCAACAGUAACACCACCACCAAAACAAUACGAUUUAGUCCACAAUAUCGGAUCUGUAAAUGCAUCCAUUCAGCCUUUGCGCACAUAGGUUUCAGAAACGUUGUGAAAAGUGUUUUUGAAUAGUCGGAGGUAAUAGCACAUAAAAUGCACUAAAUAUGUCAAGUUGAAGUUGUGACGUUUUUGAGACGCGAGGAGUCUCUUCUGGAAUGUAUUACCAAACUCAGGCCUCGGACAUUCAAUAAAAACCCUUCUGGAAAAGCUGUGCAUGUUAAGACGCGAAACGGGAAGGGAAUAGUCGUCGAUGAUUCAUCAAUGAUUUUUGAAUUAUUGCCACUUUCACAUUUAGGGUGUUUUACAUAUUCUAGAAUCUAUUGCUAUUGUACGCCAUAUGGUAGAAUACAUGCAUAACAUUACACAAUGGGAAGUGCCAAUCAUUUGUUUUGAGGUGUUUAGAUGUAUUUCUUUUGCAUUUCCUAGUUUUAACACGGAUAACUAUUUUCGUAAGUGAAGCCAUUUGUGAUGGGAGUGUUGGCAAGGACCAAUCUGUUUUGGUAAAAGAGAUAUCAGUUUCCAUGCCCUGUACUGAUAGACCUAUCCUUUGUUUUUUUUUUACUUACAAAACAAGAAAAACGUUUAAAAAAUCUGAGCGUACCCAAGAAGAAAAGCUGUCUACUCUACCUUGUGAUUUCAUGUCAGUACAUCUUUAUUGUGUUCAUUUUCUUUUCCUUGGGUAUGUUGUGAUGAACUGCUGUAAAUUUGUACAGUUCAUGUAAAUUGAUUGUGCGAAAGUUGUACAGAUUUCUAUAUUUUGGAAGAAAAGUAGUUUUUUUCUUCUCUGUAAUAAAAUAUUUCCUAUCUUGGCAACAUA